Molecule: messenger RNA, 1191 nt
Organism: Aspergillus heteromorphus CBS 117.55
Lineage: Eukaryota; Fungi; Ascomycota; Eurotiomycetes; Eurotiales; Aspergillaceae
Product: NAD(P)/FAD-dependent oxidoreductase
Exons: 7
Coding region: 1-1191 (396 amino acids)
Cellular component (GO): cytoplasm
Molecular function (GO): electron-transferring-flavoprotein dehydrogenase activity; flavin adenine dinucleotide binding
Source: RefSeq, a predicted model, not a curated record
AUGGCCACCUCGCUCAAGAACGUCAUCGUGGUGGGCGGCUCCUACGUGGGCAAGGCCGCGGCGCAGGAACUCGCCCGGGUCAUUCCCGCAACACACCGAGUCCUGUUGAUCGAGCCCCAUAGCCACUUCCACCACCUGUUCGCUUUUCCUCGUUUUGCCGUCCUGUCCGGCCACGAACAAAAAGCCUUCAUCCCCUACACCCGCCUCUUCGCCGCCCUCCCCCACUCCACCCAGCACGCCACCGUCCAGGCGCGCGUCCUCUCCGUCCACCAGCAACAUGUCCACCUGGACCGCGACUGGCAGGGCCUGCGACAGAUCCCCUUCGAGUACCUCGUCGUCGCCACGGGCACGCGUCUGGCCGAGCCCGCCGCCAUGAAGGACGAGGACAAGCCCUCGUCCGUGCGGUACCUGCAGAAGCACCAGUCGGAUGUCAAGCAGGCCCGCUCCGUGGUGAUCGUGGGCGGAGGCGCCGUCGGGGUGCAGAUGGCCACCGAUAUGAAGGAGCUAUACCCGGAGAAGGAGAUCACCGUGGUGCAGUCGCGCGAGCACCUGAUGCCCCAGUUCCACCCGCGGCUCCAUGAGAUCGUCAAGAAGCGCUUCGAGGAGCUGGGCAUCCACCUUAUCACCGGCGCUCGCAUCGUCGUCCCCGAGGGCGGCUUCCCCAACCACGGCUCCCCGUUCACCGUCCAGCUCAACAACGGCUCCGAGCUGACCACCGACUUCGUCAUCCUGGCCACCGGCCAGAAGCCCAACAACGACCUCCUCCGCCAGCUGCCCGCCACCUCCGCCGACUCCCUCAUCAACCCGGACAAUGGCUUCAUCCGCAUCCGCCCCACCCUGCAGUUCCAGGACCCGCAGUACCCCAACCUCUUCGCCCUGGGCGACAUCGCCGACACGGGCCUGCGCAAGGCCGCCCGCCCCGGGGGUGGGCAGGCCGCCGCCGUGGCGAAGAACAUCCAGGCCAUGAUCGAGGGUCGCCAGCCGGAGGACGUCUUCCCGGCGUUCCCCAUGGCCAUCCACAUCACCCUGGGAUUGAAAUACAACAUCGUGUUCCGCAAUCCCAACCCGGCCGAGGGUCAGCCCGAGCCGGUGAUCAAGGAGUCGUGGGAUUCCCAGGCAGAUAUGGGCGUGGAGCGGUGGUGGGAGCGCAUGGGAUUCCAGGAGAAUGGGCCCUCCCAGUACCAUUUGUAA